AUGCUGUAUUGUCUUAGGAUACAGAAGCUCAUCAUCCUCUCCAUUCUGAUUGGUAUUAGAGAAGCUGAGCCAUCACCAGCCUGUGGCCAACUGGUCCCCUCUGCCCGCAUUGUAGGUGGUGAGGAGGCUGAGGUGGGUGCCUGGCCAUGGCAGGCCAGCUUGCGGAUAUUCGACUCACACCAAUGUGGGGGAACCCUCAUCGCCUCACGCUGGGUACUCACAGCUGCACAUUGCUUUAGCAGUAUUACAGAUCCUUCCUUGUUUGUCGUCGUAUUGGGAGCCCACAAUCUCUCAUACCCUGGAUCUGAAGCUGUGUCAGUUCUUGUGAAGCAAAUCAUCAUCCACUCUGACUUCUUGGGAUACAGGGAUGGCAAUGAUAUUGCGCUUAUGGAACUGGAAGGCCCCGUCAACUUCACCCACCGCAUCCAGCCUGCCUGCAUCCCAGGACCUUCCAUCUCCUUCCUUCCCAGGUUGGGGUGUUGGGUCGCAGGCUGGGGAAACAUCCAGUCGGGAGUCCCACUACCUGAGCCAGAGCUCCUACAGGAAGUGCUGCUUCCACUGAUGGAUACAGCUACCUGUGAGGCCCUUUACAGUGACUACAAAGAUGAAAAAACUCCAAGUACUAGUGUAAUCAAGGAUGACAUGAUGUGUGCAGGAUACUUGGAAGGGAAAAGGGAUGCCUGCCAGGGGGACUCAGGAGGACCACUCAUUUGCCCAUGGGGUGGGGCUUGGCUUGUGGCUGGUGUGGUGAGCUGGGGGGAUAUUUGUGCUGCCCCUAAGCGUCCUGGUGUCUACACCCGGGUCAGCGCCCACAGCAGUUGGAUCUUGAGGCAUGCCCCAGAAGUGACUGUCAAUUUCAUCAAUGGUGCCUCAAGCAGGGGUUGUGCCCAGUUCCUGGUACUAAUAGUGCUACACUGCCUUCGUUAACCACCAAAAGUAUGCAGG
Messenger RNA from Lacerta agilis (Sand lizard), 945 nucleotides. Its product is annotated as serine protease 27-like. Gene Ontology annotation, biological process: proteolysis. The transcript has 6 exons. The record is from RefSeq and is a predicted model, not a curated record. Lineage: Eukaryota; Metazoa; Chordata; Lepidosauria; Squamata; Lacertidae. The coding region runs from base 1 to 927 and encodes 308 amino acids. Gene Ontology annotation, molecular function: serine-type endopeptidase activity.